CAGGAGGUCUGCUCAGUGGAAACAGUAGCCUGUGCCUGGUUUGGUCCUUGCUCGUUUUAAUGUAGCCUUCAGUCACGCUAUGGAGCUCUUACCAGCCAUGCUGUUGGUCUUCGCUAUGCACCGUGGAGAAUGCAGUCCGGUUGUCACCCCGCAGCGCUACACCGCCAGACCCGGAGAAAGCGUCAGGAUGCAGUGCAGUAUUGAUACCGUGCUGCUAGAUUCCUCUCUAAUCAGCUGUUACAAAGAGCGGCCGGGAGGAGUCCUGGAGCUCGUAGCGCAGUUUAUCAGACAUGCGCUUACAACUGGGCGCUAUACCGGUGAAAUACAUAACGACAACGGAAACUUUUCCCUGACGAUUGGAAAUGUUCAAAGAAGCGAUUCGGGAUUGUAUUUCUGCAUCGUCAGAGCUUCGGGCACAUUCACCCCCGGCAGGAGCUCCAGGCUGCUUGUAACGGACCCGCAGAUAACCCCAAGUGUCCAGCUAUUCUCUCUGGGCCCGGCUGAAGGCGAGUCGGGCUGGACUGAGCCGGCUCCGGUUGUGUGUUUAGUGAGAGACGCCUCCCCACUCUGGGGCCCAGUUCUCUGGACAAUCCCUGGGGUCUCCGCUGAACCCACGUCACGGUUCGAAGAGGGGCUGACAGAACCUGAUGGCUCUUACACCAUGACGAGCCACAUCACAGUCAGUGCAGAGCAAUGGGAGAGCGGGGGAGUGAUGUGUGAGGUUCACAAUAACGUUACUGGAGAGGUUUAUACAUCCGGGAAAGGCACACAUGGGAAUUCCAUUUUUGGAAAAUGGGGUGCAAGUAAGUAUGAGUAGUUUAUUAUUAUGAGAAAGAUUUGAAUUUCCUUCAAAGUAUGCAUUAAACACAUACUCUCAAAUAAAGUAGGACAACAGGGGCAUGUGCUUACCGGACUAGGACUUUAACUGCCCGUGUA
Molecule: messenger RNA, 936 nt
Organism: Acipenser ruthenus (sterlet)
Lineage: Eukaryota; Metazoa; Chordata; Actinopteri; Acipenseriformes; Acipenseridae
Exons: 3
Coding region: 80-817 (245 amino acids)
Biological process (GO): negative regulation of T cell proliferation; cellular response to lipopolysaccharide; T cell costimulation
Cellular component (GO): external side of plasma membrane
Source: RefSeq, a predicted model, not a curated record